UUGCGUUAAUAAGGCUGUAAUUUCGAUUAUAGAAAUCAAACGGGAUGUUUAUUUUAAUAUUAUUCAUUACAACCGUGUUAUUUUUUACAUGGUGUUAUGUAGAAAAACGAAAAUAUAAAUGUAUAGAAGAGAAAAUACCCGGUCCUCCUGCUAAUUGGCUUACGGGAAAUGCUGCUGAUUUAGGAAACAACAUCUUUGAUUUGUAUCAUAAUUGUCAACGACUUAUAAAAACUUAUGGAAAAGUUGUAAGAAUAUGGCAGGGACCAUUUCGAGUAAACGUUUUUAUAACUGAUCCUAAACUGGUUGAGUAUUUUCUGUCGUCGCAAGUCCAUAUUAAAAAAUCGUUAGGAUAUGAUAUAUUUAAAUCUUGGCUUGGCGAAGGUGGCUUAAUCAAUAGCAGUGGAAAACUAUGGUCCAAAUACCGUAAAAUUUUAACGCCAGCAUUUCAUUUUAGCGUACUAGAUCAAUUUUCCGCAAACUUUCAUAAUAACACUCAAAUUUUAAUUCAAGAAUUAAAGAAACAAUCAGGGAAAGUCAUCGAUAUAUUUCCCUUUAUGAAACUUUACGCCUUAGAUUCAUUAUGUGAAUCUUCAAUGGCAGUAAAUUUUCGUUCCCAAGAAUCUGGUAACAGUGUUUUCGCUGCAUGUGUAGACGCUACUUUAGACGCCUUUAUACGUCGAUUUUUUUCUAUUUUGAACAGAUACGAUUUCCUAUAUAAGUUUACAUCCGAAAGUAAACAGUAUUACUCCCAAAUAGAUACCAUGCAUAAUAUUACUACGGAUGUAAUUCAAAAACGAAGAGAAAACCUUCAAACCGAUGUUCACGGGGAUCAAGAUGAUUUUGGAAUUCGGAAACGAAGAGCGUUUAUCGAUGUUCUUUUGGAACGCGGUGAUCUUAGUGAUCAAGAAAUAGAAUGGCAAGUCAAUACAUUCAUGUUCGCCGGACAAGAUACGGUGGGAACCGCUCUAUCGUUUUCAUUAUACGAGCUUGCAAAACAUAAAGAUGUUUGCGAUAAAAUCCGAAAUGAAAUUAUCGAUGUUGUUGGUCAAGACCGAAACGCAAUUAUUACAGCUGCGGUGGCAAAAGAACUACACUAUUUAGAUCGAGCUUAUAAAGAAUGCUUGCGACUUUUUCCUCCAGUAUCUUUCUUUGAGAGAGAACUUCUUGAAGACGUUAAAAUAGAUGAUCUUGUAUUUCCUAAAGGAACCACCAUUUCCUUUCACCCUCACGAACAACAUCGCGACCCUGAAUUAUUUCCAGAUCCUGAUGUGUUUAAUCCCGAUCGAUUUUUACCAGAAAAUUGUGCAGCUAGACAUCGCUUUGCUUAUAUUCCUUUUAGUGCUGGGCCGAGAAAUUGCAUUGGGCAAAAGUACGCUAUUAUGAAUUGCAAAGUCGUUUUGGCUAAUAUAAUUAGAAAUUUUGAUCUAAGUCCUCCAGAUGAACCACAUACUGUUAUUGUUGGAGCCGGAGUUAUUAAAGCUAAGAAUGGUUUACCGAUUAAACUUACUUAUAGACAAAAUUAAAAAAGCUUACGAAAUUACUACACAUUUAUGUUCUAUAACCAAAAAUCUUUUUGCAAGUUCAACAUUCUCUUCCAUAUCUCUUCCCUGCUCCUUUUUCCACAGAACCUCUUUGAGUCUUUUGUAAAUAUGUAUAACGAAAUGUUUAACGGUGUUUUAUUACCUGGAAUUAAAAUGUUGCCAACUAAUACAAAAUUAGGGUAUUUUGUUAUACCUAACCAUUCUUCCGAGUAAAUUUUACAUUA
Molecule: messenger RNA, 1765 nt
Organism: Onthophagus taurus
Lineage: Eukaryota; Metazoa; Arthropoda; Insecta; Coleoptera; Scarabaeidae
Product: cytochrome P450 4c3-like
Molecular function (GO): monooxygenase activity; oxidoreductase activity, acting on paired donors, with incorporation or reduction of molecular oxygen; heme binding
Source: RefSeq, a predicted model, not a curated record